AUGUCUUACGAGAUUGCCCUACAGCGCAUCGACGCCGCGCACAGCGACGACCCCAACACCAUCACCAUCAACGACCGCACCACCCCCUACGAACUCCACUACGCCCGCCAAAUGACCCUCUACCUCGAGCGGCUCAAUCCCACCGCCGGUCCCCUCCUCCGCCUCGCCAUCCGCGCCCAACACCUCCGCCGCUGGGAAAUCCCGCGCUCCUCCUACCCCGCCACCAAAAUCGGGUACCACUCCUGGCGCGGCGAGCUCCAGCGACGCCAGGCAGCGUUGGCCGAGCAGAUCUGCGUGGAGAGCGGGUACAGUGCCGCCGAUGCGGCGCGGGUGGGAGCGUUGGUGCGCAAGGCAGAUUUGAAGAAGGGGGAUGCCGAUACGCAGACGCUGGAGGAUGUGGCUUGUUUGGUGUUUUUGGAUGAUCAGUUUGAUCAGUUUGAGAGGCAGAUAGCCGAUGAGGAGAAGAUCGUGGGGAUUUUGAGGAAGACGUGGGCGAAGAUGAGUGAAGCGGGGAGGGCGGAGGCAUUGCGGAUUGACUUGUCGGAGAAGGGCAAGGCGUUGGUGCAGCGGGCGUUGGCGGGGUAA
Messenger RNA from Penicillium canariense, 585 nucleotides. Its product is annotated as DUF4202 domain-containing protein. Bases 1 to 585 code for a protein of 194 amino acids. The record is from RefSeq and is a predicted model, not a curated record. Lineage: Eukaryota; Fungi; Ascomycota; Eurotiomycetes; Eurotiales; Aspergillaceae. The transcript has a single exon.